Tribolium madens (black flour beetle) is the source of this 1124-nucleotide messenger RNA. Its product is annotated as coiled-coil domain-containing protein 42 like-2-like. The record is from RefSeq and is a predicted model, not a curated record. Bases 65 to 1084 code for a protein of 339 amino acids. NCBI's taxonomy places the organism in Eukaryota, Metazoa, Arthropoda, Insecta, Coleoptera, Tenebrionidae. The transcript is spliced from 5 exons.
UUAUCCGUCAUUUCAGUCAAUUUGUUAGCUUUUAAUUCGCGUCCGCGUGUUAUUUUUUUUUCCGAUGGCGAAAACUGAAAUUAAAAAAACGUUAAACUUGACUUUUCCGCGUCUUGAACCGUACCGCACCGUAGGAGAUUUUUUAAAAUCAAAAGACGAAUUGCAUUCAGUUCAAUUGCCGGCAUUUCAAUGGGAUAAACCGCGACAAGAUCCCGAUUUAUACUUAACGGAAGCUCGUCGAACAUAUGCGUCAAUUGUGGAAGCUUUAGAACGAAGAAGAGAAUUUUACAAAGAAGAAAGAAAAUCACUCGAUCAACAAUGGGAUAAUUUGCUACAACUAGAGAAAGACUUGCGAGAAAAUUUUGUUAAAUUAAGUUCAUUUAUCAAAAGUAAUGAAGAUAAGCGUGCACGGGCUAUUGAAAGAUGUAAAGAGGACCAUAAAUUGUGCGAAGAACGAGAUAACGAUAUCAAAAAAAUCAAAGAAAAUAUAGUUCUUUUGCAACAGAUCAAGGAAGAAAUGGACAAAGAGAUUCGCCUCCAUAUUUUAUACGAGAAAUAUCUAAAUUUCGUUGUUGGAGAUUCAAUGGAUUUUCGAAAUGCCAUCGACGUAAUUGAUCGAUUUGAAUCGCUAAUCACUACGAAACAAGAAUUGGGACUUCGUCAACAGAGUUAUUUCGACCAUCUUGAAAACGCUAAAAACCAAACUUCAAGAAUGGCAGACGAAAACACUUUUCGAAUUUUGGGAUUAAACACUAUCGUGGCUGGUUUACGUUCGCGUUACAAAAACGCUUCUAGUAAUAGUAUGAAAUGGGAAAGAAUUGUUUGGAGUAUUAAGAAAAAUGCGCUUCAAAAAUACAAGGAAAUCACCGAAGUGAAGUUGGCUUGCAGAAAUGCGUAUUUAUUGAUGUGUAGACGAAAAAGCGAAACACCGAAAAUUUCAGAAAGCGAUUUUGAAAGCCAACUGAAUUACAUUAAAAAGACUCUUCAAGAACUGAAAACUGUUCAAGGAGAAGCUACAGCAAUCAACAAAAAAACUUUCAGCUCGAUGAAAGGGGAAGUUUCCAAAGGGUCGCGAAAAAAAUGAUUUAAUUGUAAUUGUAAUUAUUUAAAUAAUAUUGGAUAUG